Molecule: messenger RNA, 2762 nt
Organism: Trachemys scripta elegans
Lineage: Eukaryota; Metazoa; Chordata; Testudines; Emydidae
Product: protocadherin gamma-B5-like
Exons: 1
Coding region: 279-2762 (827 amino acids)
Biological process (GO): homophilic cell-cell adhesion
Cellular component (GO): plasma membrane
Molecular function (GO): calcium ion binding
Source: RefSeq, a predicted model, not a curated record
UGUUGGCCAAUGCGGAGCCAGGGCUGGAGCCGGAGAUCCAUCCGAGCCUCCUGCAGUGCGAUUGCUCCGUCACACAGUGCAGAUCGGAUAGAGCAUAGCAAAGAAACCUUCACACUCUGCCUGAGAAAGGGGAACAUCCUCAGAGCUCUCUGUACACAUAAUCAACAGGCAAUCUGGGCUCUGGCUGCGAUACGUUACCGCUGAUUCCAUCCUUUCUAAUGUAAUGAAAACAAAGAAAAAGAAACAGGAAGAAGAGAGGAAUUCUGACGGGCACUGGGAUGGAAAUCAGGCAUAGAGAGCCGGGCUGCGCAGUGACACGGCAAGUACUGCUGUUUCCCUUUUUCUUGUCUUUGUUCUGCCGGGCGGUCUCGGAGCAGAUUCGUUAUUCGAUUCCGGAGGAAAUGGCCCAAGGUUCCCUUGUGGGGAAUCUCGCCAUGGAUUUGGGGCUGAGUGUGAGAGAACUGCCCAACCGGAAACUCCGUGUUGUCUCUGGAGCUAAAAAACAAUACUUCAGCGUGAAUGGGGAAAGUGGCAACGUCUAUGUGAAUGACAGGAUAGACCGGGAAGAGAUAUGCGGGACAUCUCAACUCUGCCUCAUAAAUUUCGAAACUGUGCUGGAAAAUCCCUUGAAUGUUUUCCAUAUAAAUGUCGCGAUCCAGGACAUUAACGAUAAUGCCCCGCUUUUCUUAAAAGACAGCAUCGAUCUACAAAUCAGUGAAUCCAGUUUGCCAGGGACUCGAUUUCUCCUUGAAUAUGCUGAAGAUCCUGACGUUGGGAUGAACUCUCUGCAGAGUUAUCAGCUGGGCCCCAAUCAGUAUUUCAUCCUGGAAGUCAAAGAGAGCCGGGAUGGAAAUAAAUAUGCAGAUUUAGUGCUGCAAAAAUCACUGGACCGGGAAAGCCAGAGCAGCCUUCACUUGAUCCUCACGGCUGUGGAUGGGGGAGAGCCGCAGAGAACUGGGACCGCCCAGAUAUGGAUUAAUGUCACCGACGCCAAUGACAACCCCCCCAUCUUCACACAGGAGCUCUACAAAGUCAGCCUGAGGGAAAAUGCACCGACGGGCUCCUUAGUGCUUCAGGUUAAAGCCACCGACAACGAUGAAGGUUCAAAUGCUCAGAUCAGCUACAUUAUUAACAAGGUAUCAGAAAAGACUCUUCAAAAAUUCAGCCUGGACUCAGAAAAUGGAAAAAUCACAGUAAAGGAGCCCUUGGACUUUGAAGAGACACGUGACUAUACCAUGGCAGUAGAAGCAAAGGAUGGAGGCGGACUAGUGACACACUGCAAAGUGGAAAUAGAAGUUAUUGAUGAGAACGACAAUGCCCCCGAAGUGACAUUCACAUCCGUGUCCAGUCCUGUCCCAGAAGAUUCAGUACCUGGGACAGUGAUAGCUCUGAUCAGUGUUAAUGAUCUAGAUUUUGGAGAUAAUGGAGAAGUCUCAUGCCAUUUACUGGAUGAUUUUCCGUUUACUACAAUGUCGUCUUCUAAUAAUUACUACAAGCUCCUCACAGACAGCACCCUGGACAGGGAAAGGACCCCGGAGUACAAUAUCACAAUCACCGCCACAGACAACGGCUCUCCCCCGCUCUCCACCCAGAAAACCAUCCUGUUGCAGAUCUCGGAUAUCAAUGAUAACGCCCCUGUCUUUGAGAAACCUUCCUACACCGCCUAUGUGCCAGAGAACAAUCCCUCGGGGGCCUCUAUUUUCAGUGUAGCAGCCUCAGACCGGGAUCUGGACCGGAACUCCCGACUCACUUACUCCAUCCUGAGCAGCAACCUCCAGGAGCUGCCCCUCUCCUCCUACAUCUCCAUUAACUCCCAGACCGGAGCUAUCUAUGCGCAGCGCUCCUUCGACUACGAACAAUUCCGGGAGUUUGAAGUGCAAGUGAAGGCCCAAGACGGCGGGUCCCCGCCUCUUAGCAGCAAUGUCACCGUCAGGGUGUUUAUUCUGGAUCAGAAUGAUAACGCCCCUCGCAUCCUGUACCCUUCCCUGGGAGCCGAUGGCUCCGCCUUGUUCGAGAUGGUCCCUCGCUCGGCCGAGGCAGGUUAUCUGGUGACUAAGGUGGUGGCGGUGGAUGCUGACUCAGGACACAAUGCCUGGCUCUCCUACCAUCUGCUCCAGGUCACGGAUCCGACGCUCUUCAGCAUGGGGUUGCACAGCGGGGAGAUCCGGACAGCCCGCGCCUUUGCGGACAGAGAUGCUGUGAAGCACAGGCUGGUCACCCUGGUGAAGGAUAACGGGCAGCCGCCUCUCUCCGCCACAGUGACUCUCAACCUGGUGUUUGCUGAGAAUUUCCAAGAGGCUCUUCCGGAAAUGAACGACCAAUCGGGUGACUCGGCACCUCAGUCUGAUUUACAGUUGUAUUUGGUGCUGGCUUUAGCCUUGAUCUCAUUUUUGUUCCUCUUGACAGUGAUACUGGCCAUUGUUAUGAAACUGAGAACGUCAAGCAAACCCAAAUUACUUCAGUGUUUUGGUCCUGAGCCUUAUUCUAAGACCGGCUCUAUGUUCCCACCCAACUAUGAAGAUGGGACUUUGCCUUAUUCCUACCAGCUGUGUUUGUCCUCAGGCGCCAGGAAGAAUGAUUUCACUUUCCUGAAAUCGAAUGUGCAGAUGGACGGGAAUAUUCUGUGCAGUGACAGCUCAGGGACGGUGUUUAUGGGCAAUGGAGCUAGCAGCUUACAUGGUGGGACGGAGACUGCUGGGGAGGUGAGUUUCUGUUUUGAUGCCUCAUGUGCUCUCUUUAUAGAGAGUACGCAGUCAUUGUGA